CCAGCUCCCAUCUUCAUCCCCACCUCACCUGAGCUAGCUUCCAGCUUCAAUAUAAUCAAAUCCAUCCCUACACCAACACCAGCUUCAACCCAAUCCUUGUAGCUUCCUCCUCCUCCUCCACCUUGACCUUGAGAGAGAGAGAGACAGCAAGCGCAACUCCACUCAGGCACUCAGCAAUGAAGAGCAGGAGGCAGAGCGGCCGCGGAGGAGCCAUGGCGGUGGACGGGAGCCACACCCACACCACAAGCAGCGGCUGCAAGAUGGAGCGCAAGGAGGUGGAGAAGAACCGGCGGCUGCACAUGAAGGGACUCUGCCUCAAGCUCUCCUCCCUCGUCCCCUCCUCCUCCUCCUCCGACCACCACCUCCGCCAUUAUUCUUCCUCGCCGCCGUCCAGCAACAAGGACGCGGCGACGCAGCUGGACCAGCUGGACAGCGCCGCGGCCUACAUCAAGCAGCUCCGGGGCCGCAUCCACGACCUGAAACGCCGCAAGCAGGCCGCCCUCUCUCUCUCCGGCGGCACCGGCGGCUGCUCAUCCUCCGUCUCCGCCGGCGACUACAAGGCACACACUACGACGUCGCUGCCGGUGAUCGAGGUUAGGCAUCAGGACGGGACGCUGGACGUGGCGCUGGCGAGCGAGGCCGGGCGUCCCUUCCGGCUGCACGAGGUGAUGGCGAUGCUGGAGCAAGAGGGCGCGGAGGUGGUCAGCGCCAGCUUCUCCGUGGUGGGGGACAAGAUCUUCUACACGCUCCACUCCCAGGCGCUCUGCCCACGCAUCGGUCGGGUCGCCCAGAGGCUGCGCGGCCUCGCCGCCGCAGCCGCAGCCACCGUCUCGACGCUGCUGACAUGAUAUCCUCUCUCUAGCUUUUUUUUGCCAUGGCGACCGUACCGACUUAUCGGAGGCUAGCUGACGCGCGGAUGCAAGGAGGGUGGAUGGAGCUGGUAGAUUGAUUACUGAUUUUGCAGUUGUGCUGCAAGGGGGGUAGUUGAUCUUUUUUUCAUCGAUUGGGGCAGCAAUGUUCUAUGUGAUGUUUGUUUCAGCUUAAAGAGGAUCCUUGUACAA
Molecule: messenger RNA, 1061 nt
Organism: Triticum aestivum (bread wheat)
Lineage: Eukaryota; Viridiplantae; Streptophyta; Magnoliopsida; Poales; Poaceae
Product: transcription factor bHLH168
Exons: 2
Coding region: 177-848 (223 amino acids)
Biological process (GO): regulation of transcription by RNA polymerase II
Cellular component (GO): RNA polymerase II transcription regulator complex
Molecular function (GO): RNA polymerase II transcription regulatory region sequence-specific DNA binding; protein dimerization activity; DNA-binding transcription factor activity, RNA polymerase II-specific
Source: RefSeq, a predicted model, not a curated record